Messenger RNA from Vanrija pseudolonga, 1323 nucleotides. RefSeq lists its product as uncharacterized. The record is from RefSeq and is a predicted model, not a curated record. Gene Ontology annotation, biological process: fungal-type cell wall polysaccharide metabolic process. Gene Ontology annotation, cellular component: fungal-type cell wall. The transcript has a single exon. Bases 1 to 1323 code for a protein of 440 amino acids. Lineage: Eukaryota; Fungi; Basidiomycota; Tremellomycetes; Trichosporonales; Trichosporonaceae.
AUGCAGCUCACAGCCCUCGUCCCCCUCCUCCUCGCGCUCGCCGCCACGACCGCCGAGGCGCGCUUCGUGCCCGACGUCGCCGCGCUCGACGCACACGGCGCCGCCGUGCCCCGCAACAUGCCCGCCGCGGCCGCGCGUAUCGCCGCGCGCGCGCAGGCCGCCAACGCCAACAAGGCCGCCCGGGGCCUCUCGCGCAAGCGCACGUACGAUAUCCGCACCGGCAAGGACGGCAAGAAGUGCAAGGUCCGUCCUUCAGGUGGCGCGACGCCGUCGUCUGCCGGCUCCUCGUCCACCCCGGUUGGCUCGGGCUCGGCGGUCGUCCCCACUGGCGGCGGCGCCGGCACCACCGCCCCCUCCCCCUCUGACGGCGGCGCGGCCACCACCUCGCCCUCGUCUGCGCCUACCGGCACCUCGUCCGAGGCGCCCGGCACGACCUCCCCCUCGGCUGCCGCCACCACCUCCCCCUCAGCCGCCGCCACCACGUCGCCGUCGGCCGCGGCGACGACCUCCGAGUCGGCGCAGCCCACGCCCGCCACGUCGGCCCAGCCGCAGCCCACCGUCGCCCCGCAGGCCGGGAACACGCCCAACGGGAUCAAGGCGGGCAUCUCCUCGGGCCAGGGCUACGACCAGUUCGCGCCCCACAUCGGAUGGUGGUACGACUGGACGCCGAACCCCUCGGGCCACUCGGGCGCGCCGAUCGCCGUGCCCAUGCUCUGGGGCGACGGACACCUCGCGGGCGACCAGGACGACGCGCAGCGCUUUGCCGACUUCCAGAAGCUGUCCAAGAACCCGCCCCCGCCGUACAUUAUCGGCUACGAGGAGCCCGACUGCUCGACCAAGGGCUCGGCCAACAUCUCCCCGGAGCGCGGCGCACAGGUCUGGAAGGAGACGGUUGCGCCGUUCGGUGCCGCCGGCUCCAAGAUUGUCGGCCCCAGCAUGUGCAAGCAGAUCGACGAGGUGUGGCUCACGCCGUUCCAGCAGGCCGGAGGCAGCUGGGACAUCACCAACGUGCACGUCAACAAGAACUCGCUGGCCGGCGCAAAGGCUAGCAUCGACUACUACUACAACAAGUACUGCAAGCCGAUUUGGGUCACCGAGUUCGCCUGCGUCGACGACGCCAACAACUUCACGCCGUGCUCGGACCCCGGCCAGCAGGUCCAGUUCCUCAACGACGUCGUCGACUUCUUCCAGAAUGACCCCCGUGUGGCGGCGUACGCCAUCUCCAACGGCAUUGGUCUCGACAGCUGGCAGCUGACCGACGGCAGCGGCGCGCUCACCACCGUCGGCAACGCGUACCUCAACGCGAUCAAGAAGUACCACUAG